CUCACAGGUGCUGCUUUCUCAAUGAGUUGCGAGCUGACGUUUUGAAAAUCCCUGUUUUUGUUGAAAAAAUUUGAAUGGUCUCGCUGUUGUUCAGGAGAACAAUUUUCCCUCGAUUUGGAACUAGCUCUUUUUGGGUCUGGAAUUUUCUCAUCUUCCACGACAUACAACCCCUCUUUCCGAAGGAUCCAUCUCCCCUGGUGUUCCAUUAAUACAAUAUUAAUAUUAUCCGCUGAACUUCUAUUUAUAUGUCUAUAAUCUUCAAGACUGUUUCUAGUACUUGUUUGGCAAUUUCAAUUAGCAUAAUUACCAAAAAGAAAGGAUGGCCCAACUGUUUGAAUUGACUCCUGCUCAGACUCUGAGGUUUGAGUCAGGAAAAUUGGAGGAACGACUGGUGAUCCGGAAUACGACGCAGAAAAAUAUCGCAUACUUAUGGCUACAAGAACUUCAACUUCGUUUGGGAUGUUUUCCAAAAUCCAUGACUUACAUUCAUACUGUUUAUAACCUGUAGUUCAGAUCAAGAUUAUGCAAGGGUCUUUCCACCCUUUCUAAUACCCAAGGUGAAAACAACAGCACCGAAGAGCUAUGUCGUGCGACCUUCAAACGAUGUUCUCAAAAGCGGAGAGCAAGCAACCGUGAAAAUGUAAGUCGAUUUUCUUUGGUGUACAACUUUCUUCUCGUACCAUCUCCUUCAUCUUUGAUUUAUCAACAACAACUACUUCUUCCAUACGAAAUCAUCUCAUCAACGACAACUGCAAACACCUCUCUUCCUAUUCCAUCUCAGCAGUCACUUCUUUUUCUUUAUUACAACAGUGUCCUCCUGUGAUAGUCAUCAACAUCAUCUAAAGACAAUUUUUUCAUAUAGCGUCUUAGGUUAGUCCCUUCAUCCAAUACUUACAGUGUCCUCCAACCCGGUCAAGAUGCACCUGGAAGGGAGUCGUCGCACCGAUUUUUGGUCCAAGCUCUGGCCAUUGAUGGAUUAGAAAAUUUGACGAAAGAACAAUGGACAAGGGCUGACAAAGCAGAGAUUUUAAGACAGGAGGUUGUUGUAGACUGAUGUAAGUAGUGGCUAGUUUUCUUAGUAAGAGUAGUUAGUAAGUAUUUAUUACUUGAUAGUAGGAGAUGUGAUUUGACGUAAUCAAUUUCGUAGCAAGAGCAACAGUAAGAGCUACUAAGUACAUGAUAAAUAUAGCAAACCUUAAAUCGGCAAUCGUUUUGAGCGAUUGCUUGAGUUUAGAAAAACCAAAUUAUUUUUUUGUUAAAGAUCUCUUGAGUAGGGUAGUUACUUGUUUCUCUUGAGUACUAGUUUCUUGAAGUAGACCUUCGCUGUCGUCUCUAAUUCUCCAUGAGGUGAAGAUGAAUGUGAGCUACGAUACGGAUUCGUCUGCAGCUCCGGCGUCGGCGACAAGAGGUGCUCCUGGAGGGGGAACAAGUAUUCAGGCGAAAUACGACGAACUCGUUAAAUACACGGUAACACUGGAGGAGCAAACACUUCUGUUAUGGCAUACGUUAAAUUUAACCUCUAACUUCGUCUUACACAGAUCUUUUUAGAACAACUAUGCAAGUAGACUGAUUGUUCUUAGAACUAGUAUUCUUUUCUUGUUUUCAUAGGAUAAUUAAAUCAAUGCGAACCUGGGAUAUUAAAUCAGUGCGCUUUGACGAAUGAGUAGGAUAUUGAUAUUACCCUGCUAGUAUUCGUUCUCUUCAAAGAAGAAAACAACUACGGGCAAACGCUCACAUAUCCUGCAAGGGGAAGAAAAUGGAUGCAUAAUAAAAUUAAAAGGGAAGUCUUCUUCUAUACCUCUAGACUGGGUACAACGCUACCACUACUACUCGCCUUUCUAAUCUUCCUACAGCGAGAGAAGGAGACUCUGGAAGCGAAAGUGGGGCAAUCAGACUUCCGCUUUUCCCUGUGGCACAUCGUUCUUGCGGUCGUUAUCGCUAUCGCUCUUUCGAAGCUGCCGGCUUACAUGUAGACGCCACAAGAAGUGAUGUUCUUAUCACACAGUAAUUGUACUAGAUCAUACUUCGAAGAAAGGAGUGUGUCUGCUUCAAGAAGCAGCUGAGGGCCGCAGGAGACACAUGAGAUAGGAGCACGCAGGAAAAACGUGAAGGAAAAAACAUUGAACAUUCAUCAAAUACAAAUUCUUCUACAAAAUCAGCAUCAAGAAGAAGUCAACAACCCGAAGUAAAAUAAAUCAUCAACAUCUUCUAUUAUUCACAAUUUACAGCAACAAGAUCAGCCAUUAUACGCGAAAUUAGCAGAAUCUUCAGAGGAUCUCCUUCGGACGAUCAUACAGUAGCGUCCUCUGAACAAUUAUAGCAAAAAGAGCCCUCGUGGACCUGUUGUUUCUGGGAGAAAAAAAACCAAAAAGUAAAUACUUCAAAAAAUAAAUACUUCUUGGUGGUACUCGUGGUCGUGGUGAUUGCGCUGGUGGUACUAGUACGACGAAGGAGGAGGUGUGAAAAUAAUCGUGCACAUGACCAAUGGCCUUGAAACUACGAACACGAACACGUUAUAGUCGCACCACGCGACUUCUGGUACAUUCGCAAUUUGUAUCAGAAGAUUAUAUAUUUCUUCAUGAUUUUUACUGUCUAAUAGGUCUACUCUUAGGACGACGAGAGUAUAAGUCCAACUACAGAAACAGUCGAAUUGGGGUCAACCACUAGCUGAACGCUUGACUAUAAGUUACUUAGGAGCUAGUUUUCUAGAACUUCUGUCUCUAUGUAAUACAGUUCCUUAGGUGAUCGAGAUAGGAUCGCAACACGGGGCGAUCACAUGACAUGAUUAAGGGUCCUUCCACGAUAAAUAAUUAUUGCUUUUCUAAUAUCAUCUUGUUCAGGUAGAUGAUUGCUGCAAGAAGCGUUGAAGCGUCAAAGUUUUGGGCUUUCUUGUGCGAGUUUGUGCGGCGAUGAGGACGGGUCGUUACAGGUUACUUGUAGGAUAAUACAAGGAAAACCACUCCUUCGGAGAACUUCUGGGAAGGUUGUGUACCGCUCUACUGAAAACGACGAAUAGUUUUCACAUCAUCGACGUUGUACUAGUGCCAGCAGGCACGGAGUCUCGUAAUAGACUGACAUAAAAGAUCUUCUACUGUGGAUGAUGACGUCGAUACGAGGAUCCAAACCUUCAUAGCAUGAUGAGUAAGUAAACUAACGUGGUACAGCAAAUAAGGUUAUGUACAUGUUGAGACGCUGUACUACUAGAAGACGCACCCCAGAGUUGUCAGGCUGUCACAUCAGGAGCAGGGUGCUGCAAAAUUGUUCGUCGUACCCAAACUACAAGUGCCCGACAUACAAGAAGAACUCUAUUCGUCACCCACAUAUCUAGUAUGACAAUUAUUACCAUCUGACUUGUUGCGCUGUUUCUUCUAUACUUCGUGCUCUAGAAAGCAGGGCUCCAGUAGUGUCGUACUAGUGUGCACUUGUAUGAAGGAGGAGCUGCCAUAAUGUUAUAAUGGAUGUCGUUACCUUUCUUCAUCGUGUUCUUCGAAUACACCCAUAGUUGUGCCCUUGUAGUUGUUGGACAAGAUUCUCCGGACUUUGAGUAUUCGAAAGACAUGACGAGCAUGACGAAACCAAUCAUAUUAACACGGUCAUAGCACAACCAGAAAUAUCAGGGAUCCACAUCGGUGACGAAGACUUCUGUAGUGUUUAUCAAGGCAAUAAUAU
Messenger RNA from Amoebophrya sp. A25, 3669 nucleotides. Lineage: Eukaryota; Dinophyceae; Syndiniales; Amoebophryaceae. The record is from the annotation of a GenBank genome assembly.